GUAGCAUUCCAUUACCUCGAAUUGUCCCAGAUAUCGUUCGCCAAUUCCAACUCCAGUGAAAAUUGACCCGAGGCCUGCUGCGACGACUGAGCGCGAGAACCUUCUGCACCAAAGGCGAGGAAAAUUAGAGGGCACGCCCGCUAAACUCAAAAUGUCGCCAGCUCAAACGGCCGCCGACGAUGCAUUUGACUUCCUCUCCCAGGGAGGCAUCAUCCAGCACUUCAAGAUAGGGCAACGGAACAUCGUCCUCGGCUUUCCGAACGCGGAAUCCUACAACAGCGACGUCCACCCUUUCUUUGGCGAGAACAUCGGACGGGUGGCGAAUCGCAUCUCCAAUGCCAGAAUCGACAAUCUCAAUGGCCAGAGCUAUGAGCUGUACGCAAAUAAUGGACCGCAUACCGUGCAUGGCGGGCGGCAGGGUUGGGGUAAGAAGUUCUUCGAUGGCCCGCAUCAUGCGCAGCGGAACGGACGUCGCGCGGUCGCUUUCACGUAUCGGAGUUCACAUGGUGAGGAAGGGUUCCCGGGAACGGUAGAGUUUCGUUUGUGGUACUACCCGAGUGUGGAGCACGUGGACGGGAAAACGAAAACUACGUUGGAGAUCGAGUAUGAAGCGGAAUUGGUGGGCGAUGAGGUGGAGGAGACGGUGGUGAGCUUGACAAACCACAGCUACUUCAAUAUCACGGACGGUCCGACGAUCGAAGGCACGCGAGUCGUUCUCGAGACGAACCUGCAUCAAGUCACCGACGAGGCAAGCAUCCCCACCGGCAAGAUCGAAGCCUUCCCGGCCAUCGAAGCAGGUAAAGAAUUCAUCUUCGGAGCCCAAGAGCCCGACAUAGACCACUGCUUCAUCAUCGAACCGAGCGUCUCAUCCAUCCCGCUCGAUACCCGCGGGCAGCCGCUCCGCAGGCUCAUCACCCUCUCCCACCCAGCCACGAGGAUCCGCCUGGAGGCGUGGAGCACGGAGCCAGCCUUCCAAGUCUACGCCGGUCGAUACAUCGACGUUCCCGCGAUGGACGGGAUGCCUGCACGGGGCCAGCGCAGCGGGUUGUGUAUCGAGGCGAGCCGAUAUAUCAACGCGGUCAAUGUGCCGGAGUGGCGCCCUAUGGUGUCCUUGAGGAAAGGUCAUCUUUACGGCAGCCGUACGAUUUACUCGGCGUGGGAAGAGGCGGAGCUGUGAGGUGUGUUGGUCGUCCGUGGGCGGAAAAGGGCACAGCGCCGCG
This is a messenger RNA of Dissoconium aciculare CBS 342.82, 1220 nucleotides long. RefSeq names its product aldose 1-epimerase. The record is from RefSeq and is a predicted model, not a curated record. NCBI's taxonomy places the organism in Eukaryota, Fungi, Ascomycota, Dothideomycetes, Mycosphaerellales, Dissoconiaceae. The transcript is spliced from 2 exons. The coding region runs from base 152 to 1177 and encodes 341 amino acids. Gene Ontology annotation, biological process: beta-D-galactose catabolic process via UDP-galactose, Leloir pathway; glucose metabolic process. Gene Ontology annotation, molecular function: carbohydrate binding; aldose 1-epimerase activity.